This is a messenger RNA of Leptopilina heterotoma, 15760 nucleotides long. RefSeq names its product zinc finger homeobox protein 4 (gene zfh2). Gene Ontology annotation, cellular component: nucleus. Bases 868 to 10605 code for a protein of 3245 amino acids. Gene Ontology annotation, molecular function: DNA-binding transcription factor activity, RNA polymerase II-specific; RNA polymerase II cis-regulatory region sequence-specific DNA binding; zinc ion binding. NCBI's taxonomy places the organism in Eukaryota, Metazoa, Arthropoda, Insecta, Hymenoptera, Figitidae. The record is from RefSeq and is a predicted model, not a curated record. The transcript has 6 exons. Gene Ontology annotation, biological process: regulation of transcription by RNA polymerase II.
GGAGCGAACAGUUCGGCAGCGCGACCCGACGUGGGCACUUCGCUGUCCGGCCUUUCUUCAUUAAAAUAUUAUCCGUACCCCGACGUAUUCGUGGCCCGUGCACCAGAUCGGUGCCAACCCUUAAAAAAAACCCAAUUUGCGGUCAAAACUCGCUCGCUUUUUCCGAAGCUAAAAAAAAUCCGCGAAUUAAAAAAAAGUGCCAGGUAUUUAAACAAAAAAACAAGUGACCCGAAUUUUCAUUAGUGAGUAGUGUGUGACUUUUGUGAUAAUAAAAGAAUCCACUGGUCAAGAAUUCGCGGUGUGACUUCCACAAAGGGCCAACCAUCUGGAGUUUUUCCUUUUUUGUUUUUAAUUUUUGCUCUUGACGCUGUAUUGGAUGUUAAUUUUCGUGAUACCCGAAAAAAAAUAAAUCAAGUGCCAGGAAAUAAAUAUUAUACAAGAACACCGUUUUUUCUUUAGCGGUUUUAUAUCACAGUGCCAAGAAGAGAUAACAAAAAAAAGUACAGGGGUCAUGCUGUGUGCUUGCUUCCUUACUACCUUUUAACUAAGGUCGAGGUCAGUGCGAAAAUCCUGGGUAUCCGAACCCAAGAGUAGACGUGCUUCUCAAUAACAGUGUUCAAAUACAGUGCAUUCCUGCAACCAGGAAAAGUGGACGCUCCGGGAUAUGAACCCAGGUACGACCUGGGGUUGCGUCGGGGUAGCUAAUAAAGUGUCUACCGGGGGCGCGGAAGAAGGUACGACGGAGAGGCAGGUUGUGAGUGGGUCGACGUGCGCGACAGUAGAGAGAAGAAAGCCAGGAAGUCGAGAGUACGAAGGCGCAGGCGCCGUGGGUGAUGUGAGGCUGGCGCCCGCCUCACGUUUGGGGUGAUGCCCUCCAGUGAGCCCCAUCCCUCCCAGUACCACCUUCAGCAUCACAACAUUCCUCCCUCACACCUCCAGCAACAUUCGUCGAACGCGAUCGGGCAACAUCAGCUCUAUCAGCAGCUGGUGGCGGCCCAUCAUCAGCAGCAACACGGCGGGCCUUUUCAAAAUUCCACGUACGCGCAGCAAAAACAAGAGAUGAGCCCGGAGGAGGAGGGUGGUCGAGGGGGCGGGUCCCCCCCGACCGCCGGGGCCGCUCUUCAUCCACCUCACCACCCCCGCACGGCGAGUCCACCCUCCGGCAGUGAACCUUGCACGAGAGAUGCUAUUCCAACACCCACCCCGAUCGUGGACACGACGACCACCACUACCACCGCGAUCCCCAUUCAAUCGCAGGGUCAACAGCAAACGCAACAAGGUUCAAGUCCAAGUCAGAGUCCAACGGGCGGCGAUGUGGAAAAAUUCGACGGCAAAAUCGUCUACAAUCCGGACGGCUCGGCGUAUAUCAUUGAGGGCGAGAGUGAACUCAGUGAAGAUGAUUCACUACCGGACGGCUGCAUCGUCGACGGUCGAGGAGUCUCCGUACCGCACUCGUUGGUGUUCCCUCAAAUCGCCAGCGCGUACUACGUGUCCAGGCUCUACGCUCAUCAGGCCUAUCAGCAGCAGCAACAACAGCAGCAACGCACCUCGGCGACGCAACACAACCCUGAUCUCCCGGUAAUGCACAGCUAUCGAGUCAUCAGCUACAGAAGCGCCGAGGGCAGCAAGCAGCCGCCACCGCAGCCUGUUGCACCGCCAUCGCCCGCCGCCUCUGUCCCCGUCAAGCCCAUUCUCAUGUGUUUCAUUUGCAAGUUGAGCUUCGGUUAUGCCAAGAGUUUUGUCGCUCACGCUCAAGGUGAACAUCAACUGACACUCAUGGAGGACGAGCGGCAAAUUCUGUCGCACUCAACCGCCUCCGCCAUUCUCCAGGCAGUCGGCCGAAGUAAACAGCCUCUGGUCAGCUUUCUGGAACCGGUCACUAGUUCCACUUGUUCAACCACGUCGCCCGGACAAACGCAAGGUCAACAACAGCAACGAAGCGAAGGAAGCGAAAUCGAUAUUCCCACUACCACGAGUACACCGGCGAGUACGCCCGGAGUGCCGAGUAGUCCGUUGCAGCAGCAACACAGGCCAUCGCCAAGCACCCCAACGACACCCACAUCUCACACGAAUCAUCCCCUAACCUACAAUCAUCAUCAAUGGCCCGCUGCUCAAGUCAGUGCAGCAUCCUGGGCCAAGGCACCCGACGCUGCGAUGCACUACACCUCACCACCUCCUUCAGCCUCCACAAAAAGUUCUCCAUCCUCCUACGCUGCAUUGACGCAACAACCACCAAAUUUCCUCACCGGCACAACCAUUGGCGUAUGUCCCGAACACAUGCAAGGCAGACCCAGUGGCGUCGAAUGCCCCAAGUGCGAACUCAUCCUGGCCAGUAGUCGAUUAGCCGGUCCAGGCGGUCCACUCGCCGGCAUUCACAGUCGGAACUCCUGUAAAACCCUCAAGUGCCCCAAAUGCAACUGGCACUACAAAUAUCAGGAGACACUCGAAAUUCACAUGAAGGAGAAACAUCCCGAAAGUGAAACCUCCUGCAUCUACUGCAUCGCCGGUCAGCCCCAUCCGAGGUUAGCCCGAGGCGAGACCUACACCUGCGGCUACAAGCCCUACAGGUGCGAAGUGUGCAAUUACUCGACGACGACCAAGGGAAAUCUCAGUAUACACAUGCAAAGUGACAAGCACUUGAACAACAUGCAGGAGAUCCAGCAGGGCGGUGGUGCUGCAAGUUCCGCCUCCACAAAUCCCUCAUCAUCUCAGGAUGCACCCCUCCCCACACGAAGUCCCCAUCAUCAACAAAAUCACAGUCCACACCUAGGCUGUCAAACAGCAACACAAGGAAAGCCGAAACCAACGUUUCGAUGUGAUGUCUGCAACUACGAAACGAGCGUCGCCAGAAAUCUCAGGAUACACAUGACCAGUGAAAAACACACGCACAACAUGCUCGUACUGCAGCAGAACGUGAAACAAAUGCACGCACUCUCAGCCCUACAGAGUCACCAUCAGCAGGCCCAACAACACCACCAUCAGCAAGCUCAACAGCAACAUCAACAACAACUCGAGCAACUGAUCCACCUCGGCGGUCUCGACAAACCCCAACACGCCGAGGCGGCCCUAGCCGACAUGGCCUACAAUCAAGCCCUCCUCAUCCAAAUGAUGACCGGCGGACAACUACCUCCCCAAUUGCCGCCCGAACUAAUGGGCGGCAUGGCCAACAUGAACGUCAUCGGCAACCUCGGCGGCGACGUGGGUCUCUCCCCCGACAGUAUGGAACCACCACCGGAACCCGCGGAUCCCGAUCCCACUCACCUCUACCACUGUUGUGUCUGCAAUAAUUUCGCCACCGACUCACUCGAGGCGCUAGGACAACAUUUAGCCGCCGACAGAACGAGAACGCGCGAGGGCGAAAUCCUCGCCCUUGUCGCCGGUCAUUUUGUCUGUAAACUAUGUUCCUAUAAAACAAAUCUCAAGGCUAAUUUUCAGUUACACUGCAAGACUGACAAGCAUUUGCAGAGGCUGCAACAUGUGAAUCAUGUUAAGGAAGGUGGUCCCCGCAAUGAAUGGAAAUUAAAGUAUCUCGCGUCACCAACGAGUGCGGCUCAAUUACGUUGCCAUGCUUGCGAUUAUUAUACGAAUAGUGCUCAUAAACUUGCGUUACACGCGGCAUCGCCACGACACGAGGCGGCUGCACUUCUUCUUCGUCAUUUACUCGAGGCUAGUUCUAAUGUACCGUCCGCGGCAAAGCUUUAUCAUUGUGCACUGUGUAUGUUCAGUGCACGACAUCGUCUGCCCCUAUUACAACAUGUCAGGUCAUUGAGACAUCUUCAAAUGGAACAAAUGCAUCAGAUUCAUCGACGAAACAGUAUUCAAGGCAACGAAACGCCGCACACCGAUAUCGGUGAUGUUUUUCAAGUUGUACCCGAUCCAGAUGUACCCUCAACGCAACAAUCAAGUCCAACGACACCGACCACUCCAAAUGCCGCAAACACAAGCAAUGAGCGGCGAGAGGAAGGCAGUGAGAGUGGGAGUGAGGUGAAACAGGAACCAGACAACGAACCGGAACAGGAUCAAGAGCCGGAAGCAGAUUCGGAUGAAAUUAGUUGUCCGUACUGCACUUAUCAACCAACAUCACGGGAAGAAUUAAGACAACAUAUGCAGAUUGCUCAUGUUCAAGACACAGAGGACAAAGCAGAGAAUGUUAAGGAGGAACCAACUCCCGAUUUGCUGUGUCCUCUAUGUCAAGAUGGUUUUAAAGAGAGAACGUCUCUUGAGAAGCAUGUCAUGCAAAUUCAUUCAGUGAACGCUGAUGGUCUACAGAGGCUUUUACUUCUAGUUGAUCAGAGUCAUUGGUUGAAUAAUAAUCCAAGAAAUACGUCAACGCCAGCAGCGGCGCCAAAUUCACCCGGCAACAUGACGAAGCAGCCAGAGGAAGAACACAAUGAACAAGCACCCAGUGAGGAAGUUGAUGAAACAACCAGGUGUACAAUUUGUGGAAGAGUUUGUCGAUCACUGGAGGAACUGCAACAACAUCAUCGUGAAACACAUCCGGCGACAACGCCAACUUUAGCCGUGAGUGAGAAACACGUUUACAAAUACAGAUGUGGACAGUGUAGUCUCGCUUUCAAGACACUCGAGAAACUUCAACAACACUCGCAAUAUCAUGCAAUUCGCGAUGCGACAAAAUGUGCCCUCUGUGGACGUUGUUUUCGAUCCGUCCAGGCCCUGCAACGGCAUCUCGAAUCAGCACACUCGGACCUACAGGAAGACGAAUUGGCUCAAUACAAACAAAGUUUGCUACACGCUCAUCCACUAUUGCAAGCACUCACUGAAGAAGCUCUCAGGCGGCAGAGUGGAAUGAUCGCUGAGCAGAACAUGGAGGAGGAAACUCGAGGCGAUGAGGAGGAAAGUGACGCCAGUGAUUCUUCACCAUUGCACAAAGAGCAGAGGCUCCUCGAGGACUAUCUGAACAGUCAACCAGUCGCUGAAGAUUCCUAUCACGAUCCUGGACGUAAAUUCAAGUGUCAUCGUUGUAAAGUUGCUUUCACGAGGCAAAGUUACCUCACUGGUCACAACAAGACCCUUCUGCAUCGUAAAGGUGAGAAGAUGUCAUAUCCUAUGGAGAAAUACUUGGAUCCUAACAGACCUUACAAAUGUGAUGUAUGCAAAGAAAGUUUCACGCAAAAGAACAUUCUUCUCGUUCAUUACAACAGUGUCAGUCAUUUGCAUAAAUUAAAACGUGCCAUGCAAGAACAGGGUAACAAUAACACACUAAUUUCAGUGGUUCCACCAGCCAGUCCCACUGAAUCCGCCGAGACACAACAGGACCAGGACAAGAAACCCUACAAGUGCAACAUCUGCAAGGUAGCAUACUCUCAGGGCAGUACUUUGGACAUCCACAUGAGGAGUGUACUUCACCAGACACGUGCCGGCAAACUUCAGGAUCUUGCCGCAAGUGGUCAAGUCGAUCUAGGAAGACCUUUGAUUGAACAACCGCCACCCACGAGUCCAAACAGUCCACCCUCCAACACAAACACAAGUGGCAACAACAUGCUCUCCUGCUCACGUUGCAGUGCCCUUUUCAUCAACCAGGAGCAACUAGCCACCCAUCAACAACUCUACUGCAUCUUCAGCAAUCCACUCGCUCUCUUUCAACAACUAGCCGCCUCCCAACAAAUGGGUACUCCCUCAAAAACACCUCCACCCACAUCAUCCGCACCUCAAAUGAUCCAACAAGCCACCUCUCAACAGGCUUCACAAACCCAAGACAUUCUCUCUCAACCACGACACAAAACAUCUCAAAUGUACAAACAUCUACUCGAGAGUUUUGGUUUCGAUCUCGUGAUGCAAUUCAACGAAAACCACCAGCGACGACAGCGUAAAGAGGAGGAGGCUGCCGCCGCUCUACAAGCUCAACAGGAACAGCAAAAGCAGGAGCAACAAAAGCAAGCCCUCGCUGCUCAAGCUGCACAAGAAAAGGAGGAGGAAACCGAGGAUCAUGCCGAGGACGAAGUGAUACCAGAACUGACUCGCAGCACUUGCCAGCACUGCAACAAGGCAUUCAGCAGCGUCUGGGUCUUGAAGGCCCAUUGUGAAGAAGUUCAUCGGGAUCUUGUUCCACGUGAGUUUCUUGAGAAAUACGCACAGCAAUUUAAAUGUGAAUAUGAGAAAAAGAGCGUGGUAGUUACAGCCGCUACUUCAUCAUCGACAACAACAACAGCACCGAGAAGUACAACUCCGGUGGUCCAUCAACCGCAAGAUCUAACAUCCGACAAGGAGCAUCGGAACAAGGACAAGGUGGAAUUGCCGGACAGUAAAGAGAAUAUAAGUCGGACUCCAGAGGCAACAUCAACAACCCCAGCGACAACGCCGGCCUUGAGCAAUACACCCGUUUCGAGUACCGAUUCCGGUACGCCAACUGCUUCUAAUCCACAUCACAUGAAUCAGCAACAACAUCAACAGCAGCAGCAACAACAACACGCUCAAUUAACACUUGCUCAACAAAUGUCCGAAAUGCAAGCUGCUUUAAACGCAAUGGCCGCGUCACAGUUGCAACAACAUCUACAACAAUAUCCCGGUUUGAUGAUGGGAAUGAUGGGACUUCCAUUGGGACUCAAUGUUCCUGCUUUAGCUGCAAUGAACCUUCAGCCUCCUUUGGUGCCCAUGAUGCUACCGCCUCCACCCUACGAUGGCGCUGCCAACGCUUAUCCUCCAAUCAACUCUCAAGCCGAUCUUCUAGCCAAACAACAUCUUGCUCUCCAACAACAGCAAGCUGCCGUGGCAAACGCCGCCGCUUCACAAAAACGCGCCCGCACACGAAUCACUGACGAUCAACUGAAAAUAUUAAGAGCACACUUUGACAUUAAUAAUUCUCCCGGCGAGGAACAAAUAUUGGAUAUGGCCGCACAAAGUGGAUUACCACCAAAAGUGAUUAAGCACUGGUUUCGAAAUACACUAUUCAAGGAACGUCAACGCAACAAAGAUAGUCCGUACAAUUUCAACAAUCCGCCAAGUACAACAUUAAAUCUCGAAGAAUAUGAAAAAACAGGUGAAGCCAAAGUCACUCCUUUAAACUCCAGUGUGUCCGGAAGCAGUUCUGAUGAUAAGAGCCCAAAUAAACAGACGUCACCACCACCGUCUUUACCGACCAUCAUUACACCGCAACUACCAGAGAUCAAGCAAGAAUUGCCAGAUCCCAUUCAAUUUCUCCAACAACAUCAAAGCGAGGAACAUCAACAACAUCAUUCGCCAGGUAGUUCAGGUGGUCAACAAUCGCGACCACAUUCGCCAGCUCUCAGCAUGAGUUCAGUUUUUUCCGGACUUCACCACGAUAUAUCAACGCACUGUCCAUCGGUAACCAGUGCCCCCAGCACACCAAUGCUACCACCAAAAGUGACACCGCAAAAUUUCGCCACUCAAAGUCCCGGCAGUGUUGUAAACAUUGUUCCGAGUUCAAUUGCCGCAAUGGCCUUGACACCCCAAAGAUCCAUAAGUCCUGGCCGGGGACCAGCUGAUUAUUCAUUUGGCGGCAACAGUAAUGGAAGUAAUUCAUCGGGCGGUAGUUCGGGAAAACGUGCAAAUCGAACGCGCUUCACUGAUUAUCAAAUAAAAGUUCUACAGGAAUUUUUCGAAAACAAUGCAUAUCCAAAGGAUGAUGAUUUAGAAUAUCUGAGUAAACUUUUGGGUUUGAGUCCGCGUGUGAUUGUCGUGUGGUUUCAAAAUGCAAGGCAAAAGGCCCGUAAAGUGUAUGAGAAUCAGCCGGCCGCUGAACCAGUGACGCCGGGUGGUCGCGAAGGUGACGACGGUUCGGGACGUUUUCAAAGAACCCCUGGACUUAAUUAUCAGUGCAAAAAGUGUUUACUAGUGUUCCAACGUUAUUAUGAAUUGAUUCGUCAUCAAAAGACGCAUUGUUUCAAGGAGGAGGACGCUAAGAGGAGUGCUCAAGCUCAAGCUGCCGCUGCGCAAGUUGCCGCUGUUCUCAGUUCUGAGGACAGUAACAGUAGUACCGCGACGACAACCAAUACCGGUACGAAUAAUCCAUCAACAACACCAGCUCUCACGGAGCAAUUGCAACAGCCGAUGAAGAUAUCAACUCCACCUCAUCAACAACAACAACAACAACAACCACAACAGCAGCAGCAGAAUUCCUCCCAGCAGCAACAAUCCCAACCUCAGAGUGAAUCCAAGGAGGGAAGUUUUCAAUGUGACAAGUGCAAUCUAAUGUUUGGUAGAUUUGAAUUGUGGCGUGAACAUCAACUUGUACAUAUCAUGAAUCCGUCACUAUUCCCACCAGCCUAUCCACCGGAUUCCCCAUUUGGGAUCUUGCAACAACAGGCUUUGAACGCCACCACUGGUGUAUCAUCAGAGGCUCCACACCCACUAAUCGCCAUGAUGCAGGAUGGUAAGAGAAAAUUUGACGAAUUUGACGAUGGGGCUAGUGAGAAUCGUUCCAGUGCCGAGCACAAUGAACAGCCCAAGGACAAAAGACUCCGCACUACCAUUCUACCCGAGCAACUCGACUAUCUCUAUCAAAAAUACCAAGUGGAAUCGAAUCCAUCGCGUAAAAUGUUGGAAACAAUUGCCCGUGAGGUUGGUUUGAAGAAACGUGUUGUGCAAGUUUGGUUUCAAAAUACGCGCGCACGCGAACGAAAAGGACAAUUCCGCGCUCACAGUCAAGUAAUCAACAAACGUUGCCCCUUCUGUCCAGCGCUGUUCAAAGUUAAAUCAGCCCUAGAGUCUCAUUUGAGUAGCAAACACGCGGAUCAAGUCGCACGUGGCGAGGUUAACAUCGAUAAUAUACCAGACGAAGAACUCUCAAUGGAAUCAGCACCAUCGAAUCCAAGUACGCCCAACAUGAUGCCACCACUAUUCCCACCGUUCAAUUCCGAAAUGGAAGCAUCACUAAAGAAAUAUUACGAGGAAUCCAUGAAGCGAUACAUCAGCGAACUACAAGCACACACUAGAAAUGGAAAACAAGAAUCGGGAAGUAAUCCACCAACCGGCAAUUCCGGUGAAUCACCAUUGGACUUGAGUAAACCAGUUGAUCUCAGUCGUCCAGUAAAACUAAGUCUGGGUGGUUUGAGCAGUUUGCUCGAGGAACAACACGUACUGAACCUCCGUGGCGGCAGUGAUUGCGGUCCAUUGACGGAUCUUUCGGAAAGAAGUAUUUGCGACGACGACAGUAUGAGCGAGACCACUGAAUUCCUUGACGACGAAAGUGGACCAGCCAGUCCAGCGUCAAGUACACAGAGUUCACGUCAAGGUGCGCAGAGCGGCGGUAAUAUGACAAGUGGCGGUCUAUCAGUGAGCGGGAGCGGAGGCGGACAAUCAGGUGGCAAGAGGUACCGAACACAGAUGUCAGCGACCCAGGUGAAGGUGAUGAAAUCCUUGUUCUCCGACUACAAGACACCGACGAUGGCCGAGUGCGAGAUGCUUGGACGAGAGAUCGGACUUCCGAAGCGCGUGGUCCAGGUAUGGUUCCAGAACGCACGCGCCAAGGAGAAGAAGGCCAGGCUUGCGGCUGGAUUACCGGCCGAAGGCUCGGCAGUUCAACCACAUCGGGGACCAACGGGGCCUGACGAAUGUCGACUGUGCUCCGUUCGUUAUUCGCCCAAGUCACCACUCCAGGAGCACGUCUUCUCCCGGCGGCACAUUGAGGCUGUUCGGGUCGCCGUUGAAGACGGCAGUCUGGUACCGCCGACACCGGGGGCGCCUAUUCUCCCCGGUGGUGUUACCGCUGGUCCCACUGCCGCCAAUCAGCCGAGCAACCAACAGCAGCAGCAGCAGGACGAAAAUAUGAUGUACGGAUCCCUCUUCCUUCAUCCCACGGCCAUGUUCCAGCAGCAGCAGCACACCAGUAGCGCUGCGGCCAGCACAGCUACCACCACGGCCGUAGCGGCUUCAGGUUUGAGUGGAAGCGUCACAAGUGGAGGUCUAAUGUCACUGCAGGUUGAAGGUGGAACGCAGGUGCAAGUUCCACGUUCGUUAAUGCAGGCGUUCCUUCAACAGGAUCCAAAUCAUCCUGGAUUAGAGACAGUUAGUCUUUCGUCGUCGUCGUCGUCAUCAGGAAAUGGUGACGAUCAAUUGCCACCGCAUUGUCGUGAAAUCGAGAGUGAAUUGUGCCUCGUGUGUCGUCGAUGUGGCAGAGCAUAUCCACAGGAAUCAACAUUAUUGGCUCAUCAACGCUCCUGCUAUCUUGGCAAUCAACAACGUCGUGGUGCUUUACGUUUAGUGCAACCACGUUACGCUUGUAGUUUAUGCGACAGCGGGACAUCGACAAGAACUUAUGGAACAAUCACUGAAUUACGACGUCAUCUUGAGACAGUUCAACAUCGAACACGUCUCGAGGCAACAAAUAAUCAUCAAAUUGGAAAGCAAUCAUUACUACAACAACAACAACAACAGCAACAACAACAAAAAUCAUUGCAAUUAGACAAUAUUCUUAAUGCCGCCAAUUUACAAUCUGGCGAAGAGGCAAAUCCAUUAAUUGACGAAAUGGAAGAUGUUGUCAAUCAAAUAACACUUCUUGCUGCACGGGCCGCUGCCGAGAGUACCACUGGACAACAGACCAACGGGAAUCAGGACAACAACAAUGGUCCAGACUCGAAGAGACAAAAACUAGUUCAGGAGGUUGCCCCUGUUGCCGAAGCGCGUUAAUUAUUUCUCGAAUUAAUAUUACUCAAAGAAUAAGACAAAACAAACUAUCAAGAAAACAAAAACACUCGAAUUUUCGUGAUUUAAAUUCGGAAUUCAACGAGAGAGAAGAAGAUCUUGACAAUGUUCGUCCCGGUGGCUCUCUGUCAAAGGGCGAAGAAGAAGAAGAAAAAUCGCCUCGGUUUUUAUCAGUGCACCGCCAGUACCGUGCCCGUUGGCUGUUAUUUUUAUAAAUCCUGUUUCGAGCAUAAGCUCUAAAGUUCCUCUGAAUUCUCAAAAAAAAAAAACAAAAGAAACACAAUGGAAAAAUAAAAAAAUCGAUUAUUAUCAAUGUGUAAUGACUAGUGUGACAUUCGAGAAGGAAAAGAAAAAAAUUUUUUUUAGCGAGAUCGAAGGAGAGACGGACGUGGUGGUGUAUAAGAUAAGAGUUUUGGUGCGAGCGACCGGAAGAAACGAAGACGUCGAGGCAGUCUGACAAAACGUUCCUAUGUAAAGUAAAUAAUAAAAAGUAACUAAAAAAGUAACUUAAAAAAGAGAAAAAAAAAGUUACGGCAUCGUAGGGUAGAAGAACGGCGCGCUAGUUCGCCGAAGGCCACGAGUACGUACGUAUCUCUCUCUCUUUCUCUCUCUCUUUACUCUCUCUCUCUUUCUCUCUCCCAUUUCUCUAAUCUCAUUUCUAUUAUUUCUCUAUUUUAUAUUUUAAUCGUUUCUUAAAAAAACCCCUCCCCUACUAGAAAUUAAGUCUGGGAAUUAAUACAUAAAAUGUAUAUGUGGUGAGUGUAUGAAUAAUUGCGUGAUUCAGUGCGAGAGGUAGGGAAUUUUUUGCUAAGAGUUGAUUCAAAUUUUUUUCCUUUUUUUCAUUAUAAUAUAAUGAAGAAUCUUUUCGAUUCUUUAUACACAUAUACAUAUAUAUAAAUAUAUAUAUAGAAAUGAAUUUUUUGAUGAGUUUGGACAGGGGGUGAGAUUCUCUCAGCUGGGAGGGGCUCUCCCACCCGUUGAGGUUCACGAUUUUCGAAAUCGUAACCCGUCCAACGUAAAAUAAAAAAAUAAAGGGCCAUCCGAGCAUGGCUGAAGGAGUUUAAAAAAAAAACCCAGCAACAUGGUUCCUAUAUUUAAUAAUAAAAAGUACAUUUAAUAAAAAAAAAGCGAAGAAAUGAUUAAUAAAUAGUUAUAAAUAAAAAAAAAAUAAAAAAAAAGUAACUCUAAUAUGGUAGAGGCAAGUAUCGAUAACGUCUAACGAAAAGCAGAUAAUUACUAUACUAAAAAAAUAUGGCUCGGAGGAUCGUGGCAAUGUUCAUUUUUUUUCUCAACUCGAGUGAGAGUAUAAUCGAAAAAAAAGAAAGAAAGAAAGGGUGGGUGGGGGGAAAUGAGAGUAUGAGGGAUGAACGUAUGUACACUUGGUCAAAAUGGUAGUGACUAAAAAAUAUUUGUGAAAAACAAAAUUUGAAAAACCAAAAAAGCGCGAAAGUUUAUGAGAACUUGAAACGACAAAAAAAAUCACUAUUAGCUCAUAAGUUACGAUAAUGCUACGUUUAAUUGUAGAAAUAAUAAUGAUUAUGAUGAUGAUGAUGAUAAUGAGGAAAAAAUGAUGCAUUUGUAGAAUGACGCAUAGGUAUAUAUAUAAUAUACAUAUAUAUUAUAUAUAUAUAAAUAAAUAAAUGAAUGAUUAAAUUAAUGAAUUGAUAAAUGAACAAAAAAAAAUAUAUAUAUAUAUUUAAGUAGAUAAAUAUAUAUAUAAAUAUAAAUAUAAAUAUAUGAAGAUGUUGUAACGUACUAGAAUUCUCGCGGGUACUUAAUCCGGAUGAAACGUAUACGCGUACGUACGCGCGUGCGUGAAAAAACAAACUCGCGAAAAAAAGCCGGAAGUGCCACCGGAAGCGCGACAACGGAGCCUUCGUUUUUUCAAAAAAAAGAUUCGACUCAGUCGUCGCGCAAGCACGAAUCACUAGGGUAACAAAACAAAAAUAAAAGCGAAACUGAUAAAAGAGAUAAGGGCUGAAGAAGAUAAUUGGGUUGAAGGAGAAGGACGACGGUGGAACUACUAAAUUUUAAGAAUAGGGUGGGGGGUGGGAAUCGGGUUUGAAAAUAAAUUUGGGGGACAAAAUGACUAAGUAUUGAAAAGGGGGGUUAAGAAGAUUAGAAGGUGAUUUAAACGAAACGAGAAGUAAUUUCUAAGCUAAGCAACUCGAGGUUCCUGUCACAAAAAAAAAUGCUUUUCUAUGUAAUGUUAGUGACAACUAUUAUUAUAUUUGACUUAUUGAUUAUUAUGAUUAUUAUUAUCAUUGUGAUUAAAUAUUAUGAUAUUGUAUUCGAUACGUGCAUUUCGUCAUGUACUUAUUAUAUUUAUUACGAAUUCGCGUACAUUUUUAAUGCCUUUAUGCUAAAUACGAGACAAUUUGAGAGAUUCGGAUGGGGGGUAACGGAGAAAAAAAAAUACUUUAUCGUCCGGUUGCUGUCAUGAAAAAGAAAAAUUUCUUUUCGUGUCUAAAAAUGUUCCUGCCGCGAGUUGGUCAAAAAAAAAAGAAAAACUAUUAUUAUUAUUAUUAUUAUUACUAAUCGGUGCGUGUAAAAUUGUUUUUUUAUAUAUACGUAUAUUUAUAUAUUAUAUAAUUAUACCGUCGCGAUAUCGUCCUCACCGAUCGGCUAAUCUCUAAUCAUAUUGAUGCUCAUAUCGCGAAAAAAUUGGCACACAAAGUGGCCCCAAAAUGCACCGGGCGAUAUUAGUGAUUGCGCGCGCGCAAAGUUUUUAAAGACUGCUAAAAAUCAAAGCUUACUGCCUAAGGCCGAAGCUAAAAACAAAACCAAAAAUUGUGUUUAAAAAAAAAGUUUAAAUCUCGUCAAGGGCAACGAGAUUUAAAGAAUGAGAGAAAAAAAAGAAGUUUUACACGAAAAAGUGGAGAAUGUUUAAAAGGGGGAGGGAAAUAUUGAGAAAAGAAAACGAGGCAACGACAAUCUCGCACCGCAAACGCGCGUUGAUGAGAUCGAGUUAUUUCUUUCCUUCUUGUUUUUUUUUCUUUAUUUCAUUAAUGGCGCCAAAAAGCCCUUUAUUGUGAUUGAUAUCGGAUCGUUAUUUUUUCAAAAAAGUAAAAAAGAAAAAAAUUCCGGCGCCAUUUUUCCCUUUCUUUUUUUUUUACUUACUUAUUAAAAAUAAAAAAAUACCGCUCUUCUCUUUCGAUUCGACAAUUUCGAUUAUAGGUGUGCGAUUUUUUUAUUCCCCUCAAAAAAAAAAAACAAAAAUCCCGAGAUAAUGAAAAAAAAUGAAUAAAAUUGCAUUUUUAUGGAAAUAAAAGAAAGAAAAAAAAACAGCAAAAAUUUUGUUGACAGUAAUCGAUACACACCCUCACUGAAUAAGAGGUUACGAAUUUUAAAUAGAGGAACGAAAGAGGCGAACGGAGAUGAUGUCUAUAUACAUAUAAAAUUAUAAAAUUAAGUCAUUUUUAAAAACUGAUUACGUACGUACGCGUGUACGCAGAUAUGGAAGUGAAUAAAGUUUUUCUUUUUUGUUUUUUCUUUUUUGCGUUUUAAGUUAGAGAAAGGAUAUUGCGUGAUAGAGUAACCGAACCUCGCUACUAGCUGUUCCUAAAUCAACAAUGAAUGAGUGAUAAAGUGUGUGCAGAUAUAAGGAAUGAUUAAGAAACUAUUAUUGCGUUGGAGUUGACUGCCACGCCCGCUAAACCACUCCGCUCGUCGAUAUCAGCAGUCGCCUUUUUUUACCUUACUUUACGUUCAUUUACUACUAUUGCUCAUUAGAUGAUUUUUUUUAAUCUUCUUUCAUUUGAAAAUCUUUUGUUUUUUGCAAUUUGGAAGAAAAGAGAUUCUUUUUAUUCAAACAUUAAUUCUUCAUGAGUAUGACAAUUAUUAAUUUACAAUUAAUUACAAUCGGUAUGGUAAAAUUUACUAUAUGUCUUGUAAUACUUACAAUCUAUAGCUAAAGUUACAAUCUGUAUGGUAAUUCUUACCAACUGUAUUGUAACAACUACAAUCUGUAUGGCAAAACAUAUCAUACGGAUUGUAUCCCUCACAAUCUGUAUGGUAAAUUUUACCACCUACAUUACAACACUCACAAUCUGUAUGGUAAAACUUAUCAUACAUAUUGUAUUGUUACAAUUACCAUCCGUACAGUAAAAUUUACCAACUGCAUUUCAGUACUUGCAAUAAUGAAAAAUAAAUUAAUAAUUAAAUGGUAAAAUUUACAAUCCAGAUCGUAAUAAGAAUAAGUUUUAAAAAAUUUUCUCUGUCACAUUUAUUGAGAAGAGGAAGUGAAAAAAAAUUUAUCUGAUGAGCAAUGGUAAAUCGUAUUCUCGACUAUCAAGAGCGUCAUACGAGGUUGUCAUUCCAUCUAACUUCUUACUGAGACGAAGAUCGAAAAUGCAUUUUUCAUGAGAAUGCAUUUUUUACAGGGUCAAAUAUACGAUAGAGGAGAUGCAAUUUGUGUAGUAGAAUGAUGUAUAAAUAAAAUCUGAUUUUAUCAGGUUGCGCACAAUCAGUGAGAUGACGAAUCUAAGGUGAUAAGUGUUGUGUACAAACAUUGCUCCUAACGAAUAAAAAUUAAAAAAAAAUUUUGUUUUUAUGUAUAAAAUAACUUCCUACACAAAAGUUAGAACAAAAUUAUCCUUUAUACUAUAUACUUGACUAUAUUCUACCUAUCAAUAUCGGAUUUCUUUUUAUUCACUAUUUGAGAAGAGACUUGACUUUUCAAAAAUAUUAAACAUCCCUAAAAUUCUUUAAUCUCUUCUUAAAUUUAAUUCUCGUUCAAAAAUAUUAUUCCAAUAAAAAUAAAUCUAUUUAACACUCACAUACUUUCCAUUAGUUCCAAAAAUAAAAUCAACAUUCUCAAAUAUAUUUUGAAGAACAUGAAAUAUAUAUUUUCUAAAAAGUUAUUUUUAUAAACAUAUCCUUAAUAUUUUAUCUGACAUAUAUUCAGUUUUGUAUAUCUGUAUUUGUUGCGACUGACAAGCUUGCCCUCAUUCGCAAUGUUUCUCCAGUUCUAAUUUCUCAUUAAAAAGAGCAUUUCCCACAAACGCCAUUAAUAGAAAAUAGCGAUUGGCAUGACAGACUCGUAUGAUCGUUUCUUAAAAAAAAAAAAGAAAAAAAGAAAGCAGUCCGUGAUAAAUCUCGUCAUUAAACGAAGCGUUACUAUUUGAAGCGAAAGCAGAAU